Tachysurus vachellii is the source of this 2766-nucleotide messenger RNA. RefSeq names its product NME/NM23 family member 9 (gene nme9). The coding region runs from base 164 to 2083 and encodes 639 amino acids. The record is from RefSeq and is a predicted model, not a curated record. NCBI's taxonomy places the organism in Eukaryota, Metazoa, Chordata, Actinopteri, Siluriformes, Bagridae. Gene Ontology annotation, molecular function: nucleoside diphosphate kinase activity. Gene Ontology annotation, biological process: GTP biosynthetic process; CTP biosynthetic process; UTP biosynthetic process. The transcript is spliced from 17 exons.
CGCGUGCGAAAACGGAAGUGUUGUAAACAAAAGUAGUUACUUUUGUCUGAUGUUAUUUUUGUUGUUGUUGUUUGUUUGUUUGUUUGUUUUGUUUACAUGUUAUUACAAAGCGUUUGUCUGAUCUAAAUUUAUUAAUUCUGACUUAAACGAAUGAACCUGAAAGAUGGCUGGAAAAAAGAAGGAAGUUUCUUUACAGGCGUUUAUCAGUAACGACGAGCAAUGGGGAGAGAUUCUGGCCACUAAAGGGUUAACAGUGGUGGACGUGUUCCAGCAGUGGUGUGGACCAUGUCGUGCUGUUGUCAGCCUGUUCAGAAAAAUCAAAAAUGAGUUGGGAGACGACCUGCUGCAUUUUGCCAUAGCAGAUGCUGACAGCAUUGAAGCACUAGAGAAGUACAGAGGAAAAUGUGAGCCCACCUUCCUGUUCUAUGCUGGUGGGGAGCUUGUGGCUGUCUUGCGAGGGGCGAACGCUCCUCUCCUGCAGAAAACGAUAGUGGCAGAACUGUCUAAAGAGAAAAUGGUGCUCGAGCAGGGCAUUAAGCGAAUUACGGUGGAGGAUGAUGGAUUAACUGAUGAAAAAGAAGUGCAAGACGAAGCAGACGCUCCUCAGAAUGAAGAUGCUCUCGUGCCUUCUAACAGGUCUUACACAGUGGGAAUCAUUAAGCCUGAUGUGGUUGCACAUGGGAAGACAGAUGAGAUUAUUAUGAAGAUUCAGGAUGCAGGCUUUGAGAUCCUGGCUCACGAGGAACGUACACUGAGCGAGACAGAGGCUCAGAAGUUUUAUCAGCACAAAGCAGCAGAGCCAUACUUUCAGGAGCUGAUACGCUUCAUGUCCAGUGGCCCCUCCCAUGUUCUGGUCAUUUCUAAUCCUGAGGGUAGUGAUGAUGUCAUCUCAGCCUGGCAGACUAUCUUAGGAGCAUCAGAUAUAGGAGAGGCCAAGAGAAAGCAUCCAGAAAGUCUGCGAGCUCAAUAUGGAACCGAGGGUCUCUUCAAUGCUCUUCACGGUAGUCGUGAUAGUGAGGAGGCCGGUAGGGAGCUGGCCUUCUUUUUCCCUAACUUCGGACCUCCAGAACCGGAACCGACGCCUGUGGAGAGGACGCUGGCACUCAUUCGGCCUGACGCAGCCAGAGAAAACAGAGAUGAGAUCAUAGCAAGGAUCCAUGAGGCAGGAUUUACAGUGGCCAUGCAGAAGGAGGUGACAUUAACAGAGGAACGUGUACGCCAAUUCUAUGGUCAGCACCAAGAUGAAGAAAACUUCCAAGCGCUUCUGAAUAACAUGACCAGUGGUCCUGUGCUGGCUCUGGUCCUGGCUAAACAGGGGGCUGUGGAGCACUGGAGAAAUCUGCUGGGACCCAAAGACCCCACACAGGCAAAGCAGCAACAACCAGACUGCUUGCGAGCUCAGUUCACAGGGGAAAGCGAGUGUGUGAACCAGCUGCAUGGAAGCGGGAGUGCGGAAGCGGCCGAGCAGGAGAUCUGCUUCUUUUUCCCUAAAGAGUGCACGCUGGCUGUUAUCAAACCUGACACUUCAGAGGAGCUCAGAGAGGAGAUCACCAGGGAGAUCCGAGCUGCAGGGUUCACCAUCUCUCAGCAGAAGGAGAUGGUUUUUUCCAGGGAUAUGGCUGAGGAAUUCUACAAACAGCACAGGGACAAGCCAUUCUUCAACCAGUUAUUAGACUACAUGUGUCGUGGUCCAUGUACAAUGCUGAUUCUGUCUAAAGUGAAUGCAGUAGAGGAGUGGAGGAGGAGGAUGGGGCCUGCUGAUCCCAGUAAGGCAAAAGAGACAGCACCAAGUUCACUAAGAGCUCGCUUUGCUAAGGACAUCCUGGAGAAUACUGUGCAUGGUUCAUCUAACUCACAACAUGCAGAGGAGAAAAUACAGCUUGUCUUUGGGGAGAUCAGCUCAGAGAGUCAAGUUAUCAGUACAGGAGAUCAUGAUGUGCCAAAUCCAUUAGAAACUGAAAGCUCUGAGCUUUCAGAGCUGAAGAACCUCCAGACAUCAGGAUCACCCUCAUUUAGUGAAGAACCGAACCAAACUGAUUCAAGAAGUGAAGGACACUCUCCCACUUCAGAUCUUCAGGGCUAACAGAGUGGAGGAAUCCUGAACAGUCUACAAGCACUGUGAUUUAUCAUAUAUGACAUGUCCAAACAUUUACCAUCACACCUAUAUGUGGCUCUUCCCCAAACUUCCCACAAAGUCAAUUGAAUCUUUUUUGGUUUGUAGCAUUACAAUUUCCUUUCACAGAAACGAAGAGGCACAAACCUGUUCCAACAUAACACGCCAUCUGUGCACAAACUGGGCUCCGUAAAGACACGGGUUGCCAAAAAAUGUGCGUGGCCUGCACAGAGUCGUGAUCUCAAUUCCACUGAACUUCUCUGGGUUGUGGAAAGUUGAUUGUGUACCAGACCUCUGCACCUAACCUCACUAAUGCACUAAACCCACAGCCAUGCUCCAAAAUCUAAUGUAAACCCUUAUUAAAACAACAAAGUGGGGUUAAACCUGGAAUGGAUAAAGGUGUGAUUGGUCAGGUGUCCACAAACCUUUGGUCAUAUAGUGCAUCAUCCUAGCAAACAUAGAUGAGAGGUUUUUAAAAAGUUGGAACCUUAUUAGCAGCUCAGAUAAACGUGAUCAAAUGAUAUUUAUGGAAACAUAGGCACAUUUAUGCUUUAGAAAUAUGUAUUUUGGCUGUUAUAGUAUUAUGUCAUAGGUAGAAAACAAUCCAUAGCUGUGUGACUUUCACAUCUUUCAAUCACUGUGGCCUAUGUGAC